AUGAGUAGAUUUCAGUCUGAGAAAGAUCAUCUGUUGACUUCUAGAGAUGACGAGGGUGAUCAAGUGGACAGCGAGUGGACAGGCAGUCGGCUCCGGGCCAGCAAGCGAUGGAUAACGGUGGAACCAGUGCUUAUGGUCGCUUUUGCUGCCGUUGGUGUGCACCUUAUGAUAAGUGUGGAAUAUCUGCAGAGUUUAGUCGCCCGAGAUCGCGCCGCGAACGGGAGCCAUCUCAAUCAAUCCUGCACCAGCAAUGCCUCUGAUCCGGCCUACCAGUUACAGCAGGAGAUACAGUCAGAGACGUCGCUCUGGGCGAUGUACCUCCAGCUGUGUGCCUUCGGGUUGGCAGCACUUACCACGCCCGUCAUAAGCGCCUGGAGCGACAACUACGGACGCAAGGUUCCGAUUUUCGUCUGCUGCGCCGGCAUUCUCGCUAACUGCGCGGUGUACCUCGCGGCAACCUCCCUGGACCUGCCUCGCUACGUACUCUUUGUCGGGGAAGCUCUGCAAGGCCUGACGGGCAACAUGGUUCUGAUCUCCCCUCUUUCGUUAGCCUACAUUGCCGACAUCACCAGGGAGAAACAGCGCACGCUUCGCUUUGUGGUGAUCACCGGCACUACGGUGUUGGGUGUGGCUUGUGCGCAGUUUGGCGUUGGGUACGCCGUAGACUCCUUCGGCUUCGCACCAGUCUACGCAGCACUUUGUGUUGCACUCGGAGUUGUGUUGCUGUACAUUGCAGUACCAACUUGCCUGCUUGAGACACGACAAGCUGACAGGAACAAAGAAACAACCGCUGAGCAGUUUGGCCACGCCUUUGGGGGGAUUGCGAGUUUGUUCAGCGUCAAGGAAGACAAGAGACACAUCCGUCUCAUCUUGCUGUCUGCUAUAAACUUCACUGGUAAUUUCCUGUUCCAGGGAGCAUCGGCAUUAGCAAUCCUGUAUGUAAUGGCAGCACCGAUAUGCUGGUCAGCGGUGACCGUGGGAACCUACACUGCAGUAUCCUUGACAUCAAUGUGCUUUGGAACCUUGGUUGGAGGAGCAACCCUCCCUCGUUGCUUCAAAGAGGGGUUUGUCCUGUACAUUUGCUGCGCCAGUUACCUGUCUUACAACCUCAUCACAGGAUUGGUAACUUCGACUGAACUUCUCUUUGUUGGCGCUGUUACGGGCUGCCUUCGUUAUCUCCAAUUGAUAGUAUUGACCGCCAUCGUUUCAAAGACAGUAACUGCGGGUGAACAAGGUGUGGCUUUGGGCAUCGUGACCGUUUUAGGACUUAUUUCCCUUUUCGUGGCACCGUUGGUAUGUAAUGCCACGUUCGCCGCCACCGUGGAGUUCUUCCCUGGACUGACCUUCGUAGCUAUGGCCGGUGCUAGCGUCUUACCUGUGCCACUCAUCAUGAUUCUGCAAUGCAUGACGCCCACGUUGAGAAAGAAGUCAAUCGGUCAGGAUUCAGACAAGAAGUCCUCGUCUUAUGGAGGUAUUGAUGAGUCAAUCAGUGCGCUCACGCAAGCAACGGAAGACGAUAAUUCCAUCACAGCGGAGGCGAUAGAUGCGGAGGAAGCCGGCCAAAGUACUAUAUAGG
Molecule: messenger RNA, 1576 nt
Organism: Acanthaster planci (crown-of-thorns starfish)
Lineage: Eukaryota; Metazoa; Echinodermata; Asteroidea; Valvatida; Acanthasteridae
Product: lysosomal proton-coupled steroid conjugate and bile acid symporter SLC46A3-like
Biological process (GO): transmembrane transport
Cellular component (GO): plasma membrane
Molecular function (GO): transmembrane transporter activity
Source: RefSeq, a predicted model, not a curated record